UCUUGCAGUCACCCAGAGACAGGAAAUGAGACCUUCUUGACGUCGUCAUGUGUCCUGCUCCAGAUAUCUGAACUCACACUACUGAGUCACAAUACCUCUGUCCGAUAGUGGACAUAGAAAGUCCGCUGUGACCAUGCCCGAGAGGGUAUUUUCGUCUGGGAGAGAAGAGGACAAGGGCACAGUUGCCAAACAGCUGCAUUCUCAAGAUGAGACCACAACUGCAGCAGUCGAUGGUCCAAGCUACGGCCAUCAAGUGUCAAGGGAUAUACCUGCGGAUCUUCACAUACAUACGCGCUCGUCUUUCCAUCGUUUACCUUCGCAUGUAAUUCUGCGCAUCCUUUACAUUGUCGACGCGAAUUCAUUUGCGUCACUGUGCCUUCUGAACCGACAAUGGAAACGACUCUCAGACUCGGCGCCGCUUUACGCUUAUCACCUGUCCCGUUGUCCUUCGUUUUCACUUACAAGUGGCAUGAUAUCUGGCUCUUUAACUUCGGAUGACCUUCCGAGACUGAAAGCCAGAUUUGCGUGCGAGAUCAGAAGGAAUGCAUUCGAAGCAUUCCUUCGGCCGCGAAAGACACUGAUUAAAUUGAUAUCAAACUCCAGCUCUUCCACAGCCUUCCCAUUCGGGGAAGCUUUUCGAUUCCGAUUUUCUUCCAACGGACAAAUGCUUCUCAGCCUAAGCUCCUCUAGAACAUUCGUCAUUGAUCUAUCGUCGCGUUUCAUCAGUGUGAAACAUGAACUCAAGACAUUACGACGACCGUUAGAUGCAGCGAUCCUUGAUGAUGGCUCUCUUCUUGCUGUGGUCUCAUCUAAACACCAAGUGAAUAUAUAUCGCCUUACAGAUGACGAGGCAAAGCAUGUUCAAGUCCUUACUUUGGAUGAAAGCCCGCGAGCCCUUGCACUGUCUCCAAGUGGUAGCAUUAUCGCUAUUGCAUAUGACAGCGGUAUUGAAUUUUGCUCUGUAGGAGAGAAUGUUCUCGCAAGCGAGCGACGAGCUGUGAGGUGCAUUGCCGUGGAUAUUCUCUCAUUCUCAUGCGAUGGCACCUUGCUGCUUGGAUCGUCCGCUGAUGUCACCAAGCCUAGCACCGUCGCAGUGUCAGCUCUAUUCAACCCUGACGCUGAGAUAGGCCUAGCCACAAGAGAGGCCCAGAGUCACAUGUGGACGAGACAGAUACUCUUUCCUGAUGUUAUCUCGGGCUACAGCCACAUGUGCUUGCUCCCUCACCACCCGGAUGGUAAUAGUAGUUGGGUUAUUGGUUAUGAUACCCACCUUAAAACAUUUCGAGCUGUGAGGGUGAAUAACGCGCGAACUGCAAGCGUGCAUUUUGUGGGCCCACAUUCAAAUGGGUCAUUACAAGAGACAGAGCCGCUCAUGGUCCCAGCAACAGACUCGGAAGGUGAACUUGUUGCUCUGGGGUUUCGAGGCUCGGGUCUGUGGUUAUAUGGCCUACCUGAACAAUGUGAUCCUGCUACCUUUCUAAGUCAAUCCAGACAGGCUAACGAGACAUCUGACGCCGGUCUGGACAACGGCGUUCAAAAUUUCGAAGAGGAACAUGGAUAUAUGCAGAAUGAUGCAAGCGGGCUCCAAGAUCGAAUCAACCAACCGGGUAUACUGUUGCACGGGCAUAAGUUGAGCGAUAUGGAGGGGAUAACGGCUGCAAAAUGGGUUUUACCACGAGGGGCAUCUCAGGGCGAUGGGUUGAGAUGCAGGCGCCUAGUUGCAGUGGCCCCUGGCGGGGUAUCUUCACCUAUGCUAGGCGGAGAAAACGUCCCCAUUGAUGGAGGGAGAGUUCUAAUCAUGGAUUUUGAGCGAUCUCCGACUGACGGGGAGAUGAAGGAAAUAACGAUUGAGGUCGGAGAGACGCAACCCAAGCUUCUGAGAGAACAGAGCCCUAGUCUUGACACUGAAGUGGAAUUAGAGAGAAGAAGGACCCAGUUUCGCCGUCUUAUAGGUUCCCCGCGACAUGGUACCAGCCAACGUCCAAGCAGGCCGCGUGAAUCAUUCCCCGCUGCGACGAGAAGCCCUCAAAAGCUUCUCUCGACCACCAGCACUGCGAGCCGUUCCCAGCCAAGCUCCCCAACGGACAUGGAAUUCAGUCAUCUCACACAAAUGCUAGAUGUGCCCUACGACAAUGCUCAACCUAGGUCACGCGAUACCCUGCAGAGGGCAGCUACAGCUGCAGCAGCAAGUCGGAGUCGAUAUAAUACGCGAUAUCGCGACACUGGGAGUAAUCCAGUGAUCGAACCGCAGGUUCCUCAUGAGAGCGAUGCAGACAACUGGGUCCCACCACCUCCUCCUUACACUCGCGAACCAGAUGGACCUCUCCCAGAACAUCUCAGGCGACUACUACUUCCAGCUGUUACAGGCCCUGCCCAAAGCCUCGGUGGGCUGCCUUCCCAAUCUGAGAGGGCUGGCACGAGCAGCAGCUAGGCUGGCUCCCAGGAGACCAAGAAGCUCUAGAGAAUCUCCAAUCCCCGAUCAUGGGUCGCAGGACGACUGGCAGAGAGGAAGGCUCCAGGGAUCAGGCGGCUAUUGGUCCUCCACCUCUGCCGAGGUCAAUAAUCUCACAGGGGCAGCUUCUGUGCAAUCUGCCAACUAUAUUCCUGAACCAAAUAGUGCCAUUACUGCUGCCGCUACAGUAACGGCUGGACCAUCAGAUAAUGUGCACCUGAAUACAGAGCCGUGGUCCGGUCCAA
Paecilomyces variotii is the source of this 2697-nucleotide messenger RNA. RefSeq lists its product as hypothetical. The transcript has 3 exons. The record is from RefSeq and is a predicted model, not a curated record. NCBI's taxonomy places the organism in Eukaryota, Fungi, Ascomycota, Eurotiomycetes, Eurotiales, Thermoascaceae. The coding region runs from base 134 to 2431 and encodes 765 amino acids. Gene Ontology annotation, molecular function: protein binding.